UUGUCACGUGUCCUUGAAUCCCAAGAAGAAGGAGCAGAAGGCGCAUGCGCGCUGUGCCCCAGCCAGUAGGCGCUUCCCGUCCGGUUCGUCAGGUUCUGGUCCGACGUGCCGAUGCCGGGACUGCUUCACCGGAGCCUGAGCGCCACGCGGCGGCUCACCGGACCGCCGGUUCGGUUCUGGGGCCGCUCGACACGCGCCAGGAGCGCGUGUCCCCCGGAAGUGGGAGCCGCGCGCGUCCGGGAGACCUUCUUGGACUUCUUCCAGCAUCAACACGAACAUCGACUGGUACCUUCCUCCCCGGUCCGGCCCAGAGGGGACCCGAGUCUGCUGUUUGUCAACGCCGGAAUGAACCAGUUCAAGCCGCUCCUGCUGGGCACGGUGGACCCCCGCAGCGACAUGGCGUCGUACCGGCGGGUGGUGAACAGUCAGAAGUGCGUGCGAGCAGGUGGCAAACACAACGACCUGGAGGACGUGGGCAAGGACGUGUACCACCACACCUUCUUUGAGAUGCUGGGCAACUGGUCCUUCGGAGACUACUUCAAGGAAGAGGCGUGUGCCAUGGCGUGGAGCCUCCUCACCCAGCACUACGGCAUACCUGCUGACAGACUCUACGUGUCCUACUUCGCCGGGGACCCCCGUUCGGGUCUAGCGGCUGACGAGGAGACUCGGCAGAUCUGGUUGGAACUGGGGGUCCCUGCGGCCCGCCUUCUUCCCUUCGGCCUGAAGGAGAACUUCUGGGAGAUGGGGGACACGGGCCCCUGUGGCCCCUGCACUGAGAUCCAUUACGACCACGUGGGCGGGAGAGACGCCGCCCUGCUGGUCAACACACACUGUCCUGACCUGGUGGAGGUCUGGAACCUGGUCUUCAUGCAGUACAACAGGGAGGCGGAGCUCCAGUUGCGUGCCCUGCCCCAUCAGAGCGUGGACACGGGGAUGGGACUGGAGAGACUGGUCCGCAUCCUUCAAGGCAAAAAGUCCAACUACGAUACGGACCUCUUCGUCCCGCUGUUGGACGCCAUCCAGCAGAGAAGUGGCGUGGAGGCGUACGGCGGCGGGACGCAGGUGGACGUGGCCUACAGGGUGGUGGCUGACCACGUGCGCACGCUGGCGGUCUGCAUUGCUGACGGGGUCCAUCCUGGCAUGUCGGGGGCGGAGUUGGUGCUGAGGAAGAUCCUCAGGCGAGCCGUCCGAUUUUGUGUGGAAGUUCUGCGGGCUCCUCCGGGGACUCUGGCCAGCCUGGUGCCCACCGUGGCACACACCCUGGGCCAGGUGUAUCCUGAGCUGCACCGUGAGGCCGACAGAGUGAUGGACGUCAUCAACCAGAACGAGGAUCACUUCCUGUCUUCUCUGCAGCAGGGCAGCAAUCUGAUUGGACGAACACUCCGCAUGAUGCAAGACACACACCAACUCUUUCCUGCGGCGGUGGCGUGGUCUCUGCACAGGGACCUGGGUUUUCCUCUGGACCUGGUGGACCUGAUGCUGGAGGAGCGAGGAGUCUUGGUGGACCGUCAGCAGCUGGACCUGCUGAUGGCACAGAACCACAAGGCGGCGGUGGAGCACGGCGACGCCCCCCCUCUUCUGGCGAUGAGCGUGGCCACCUUGGCAGAGCUGCAGCGCCUUGGAGUGACUCACACGGACCAGCGCCUCAAGUACCAGUACAGACUGGAGCAGAAGCGCUACGUCUUCCCAGCAUGCCGAGCGUCGGUGGUGGCGCUGUUUGACGGCCAGCGGCUGGUGUCGCACGUGGAGGAGGGCCAGCGCUGCGGCGUCAUUCUGGAUCGGACCUCCUUCUACGCCGAGCAGGGGGGGCAGGCGGCCGACCGGGGCUACUUGGUGCGGGACGACCUGCAGGAAGUGCCUUUCUCCGUGGAGGCCGUGUUCCGGGCAGGGGGGUACGUGGUCCACCAGGUGACGGCCGCCCACACCCUCCAGACGGGAGACGCCGUGCACCUCCACCUGGACCAGGCCCACCGCUUGGCGUGCAUGGUCAACCACACGGCCACGCACCUGCUCAACCUGGCCCUCAGGAAGGUUCUGGGCCCCUCGGUCCAGCAGAGAGGCUCCCACCUGUCGGCGGACCGCCUCCGCCUGGACUUCAGCUACAAGGGCUCACUGAGCAGGGGCCAGCUGCAGCAGGUGGAGGAUUGUGUCAACCAGGUGGUGCUGGCCAACCAGCCGGUCUACGUCCAGGAAGUAGCCCUGCAGAGCGCCAAGAGCAUCGCGGGUCUCAGGACGGUGGACGAGGUGUACCCUGACCCGGUUCGGGUGGUGUCGGUGUCCGUUCCGGUCUCUGAGCUGCUGGAAGAUCCCACGGACAGACACACGUCGGUGGAACUCUGCUGUGGAACUCACCUGCUGCACACCGCCGCCAUCCACGACCUCGUCAUUGUGUCCGAGAAACAGCUGGUCAGAGGAAUCAGUCGGGUUGUCGCGGUGACGGGACGUGACGCAACACAGGCUCGAGAGGCGGGGCAGUCACUACUUCAGGAUGUGGAAUCGCUGUCAGCCAGAAUGACAAGCUCCGCCUCCUCUUGUCUGGACUCCGCCCAGAGUCUGGCCAAGGAAGUGGGCGUGCUCUCUGACGCAGUGGACAACACGCCCAGCCCCCAGUGGCUGCGUGCUGAACUGCAGGCGCGCCUGAAGACUCUGCAGAGGAGCAGCAACACUGCAGUCAGGAAGAUCCAGACCAAAGAGGCAGCAGUGCAGGCUCAGAGUCUGCUGGACAAGAACGAGGACAUAGACCUUCUGGUGGAUUCUGUGGAGGCGGAGUCUCUUUCGGUGGUGAUGAAGACUGUCAAUCAGCUGAGCUGGGCCCGCCCUCAAAGUCACGUGAUGCUGCUGGCGCACCAAAGGCAUUCUGGGAAAGUUUUUUGUGCUUGUCAGGUGCCAAAGGACUCUGCGGCGCUCUCGGCUUCGGACUGGGCGGUGGCGGUGUGUCGCCAGCUGGGCGGCGACGGCGGGGGCACCGCUGUGGUGGCUCGGGGGACAGGAAGUAGCGCCGACAUCACACAAGCUGUCAGGUGGGCGGAGCAGUUUGCCCGCAGGAUCCUUGAUGGCCGGCGUCCGCAGGAACAGGAAGUGACAUCAGGAUCCUUGAUGGCCGGCGUCCACAGGAACAGGAAGUGA
Molecule: messenger RNA, 3126 nt
Organism: Nerophis lumbriciformis (worm pipefish)
Lineage: Eukaryota; Metazoa; Chordata; Actinopteri; Syngnathiformes; Syngnathidae
Gene: aars2
Product: alanyl-tRNA synthetase 2, mitochondrial (putative)
Biological process (GO): alanyl-tRNA aminoacylation
Cellular component (GO): mitochondrion; cytoplasm
Molecular function (GO): aminoacyl-tRNA deacylase activity; nucleic acid binding; alanine-tRNA ligase activity
Source: RefSeq, a predicted model, not a curated record